AUGGAUGCAUAUAUAUGUUAUCUACCAUCGAGCAAAUAUUCAAAUAUUGAUCAAUGGUUAGCACAACUAUAUACAAGAAAAAAUUUUCAACGUACAAUAUUUAUUGCUGAUCAACCAAAGCUACAUGUGCCUUUUUUACUUGCAUUUAUGGAAAUACAAUCAUUUAUUUCAUUUGUUGAUAGUAAAAUAACUUCAAGAUUUAAUCAAGAUAAUCAUUUUUUUGGUUUAAAACAUAAACAUUCACAAGUUAGAUUUUAA
This is a messenger RNA of Rotaria sordida, 258 nucleotides long. NCBI's taxonomy places the organism in Eukaryota, Metazoa, Rotifera, Eurotatoria, Philodinida, Philodinidae. The record is from the annotation of a GenBank genome assembly.